UAAUACACAUCUCAUUUUACAUUGGUGUAUGUUGUAGUAGGAAUGGGUUGUCCUUGGUUGGUUUUCUCAAAUCGUCUCGUUCGAACGACUUUUCACUUAAAAAGAGGACUAUCACAAGCUGUGAAAAGUGAUCAAGCCUCCACAACUACUGAAGCACCUCAUGUCUCUAGUGGGGGUUCUUCUUUACAUCCGCAGGAAAUACCCAAAGAUGCCGUCAAGUUUCCGUUGAAACCCUUUGCUACACAUCUCAUUGAGACCCCAGAACCAGUUGCUUAUGCCACGAAAGAACAAUUAUUAGCAUAUCAUCGUACUAUGACUGUUAUGAGGAGAAGUGAGAUCAGUGCUGAUUUGUUAUAUAAAGCACAGUUGGUUAGAGGAUUUUGUCACUUGUAUGAUGGACAAGAAGCCACAGCUGUGGGCAUUGAGUCAGCCAUCACUUUUCAAGAUGCACUUAUCACUGCUUAUCGUAAUCAUUGUCAACAACUGGGAAGAGGAGAUACUCCAUUUACCGUGUUAUCCGAGUUGUUGGGAAGAUAUACCGGCUGUUCAAAAGGAAAAGGAGGCUCUAUGCAUUUGUAUAAAGCUGAGAAUAAAUAUUUUGGAGGAAAUGGGAUUGUUGGAGCUCAAGUUCCUUUGGGAACUGGUUUAGCUUUUGCUGAACAAUAUUUCAAAACUGGCAACAUUGCGGUAACUAUGUAUGGAGAUGGUGCUGCUAACCAAGGACAAGUAGCAGAAGCUAUGAAUAUGGCAGCGUUGUGGAAGUUGCCUUGUGUUUACGUAUGUGAGAAUAACAAAUAUGGAAUGGGAACGAGUACGGAUAGAGCUUCUGCCAAUACUAACUUUUAUACUCGUGGAGAUGUCAUUCCUGGAAUUCGGGUGGAUGGAAUGGACGUUUUGUCUGUUCGAGAAGGAAUGAAAUUGGCUGCUGAAUAUGCACGUUCUGGAAAGGGACCGAUUGUAUUGGAAAGUGUUACUUAUCGCUAUCAUGGCCAUUCCAUGUCGGAUCCUGGAUUAUCAUAUCGUUCAAGAGAAGAAAUUACGGAGAUGAGAAAGCGUGCAGAUCCCAUAGAGUUGGUCAAAUCUAGAAUACUUGAACAAGGUUGGUCAACAGAGAAGGAGUUGAAGGCUAUUGAAAAAGAAAUCCGUCAACAAGUGGAUGAAAUGACUGAGAAAGCUAAACAAGCAUCAUUACCUCCACUGGAAGAACUUUAUCGUGAUAUUUAUGUGGAAGGUAUUCAACAUGUUCGUGGUACUUUGGUGAAUAAUGGACUUGGCAAUUACUUGGCAUAAAUUCCAGAGUUUGUUGUUAUGUAAAAUCAUUGUACUAGUUGACUACCAUAACCAAUGACAAGAU
Molecule: messenger RNA, 1354 nt
Organism: Galdieria sulphuraria
Lineage: Eukaryota; Rhodophyta; Bangiophyceae; Galdieriales; Galdieriaceae
Product: pyruvate dehydrogenase E1 component subunit alpha
Exons: 2
Coding region: 43-1290 (415 amino acids)
Biological process (GO): pyruvate decarboxylation to acetyl-CoA
Cellular component (GO): intracellular membrane-bounded organelle
Molecular function (GO): pyruvate dehydrogenase (acetyl-transferring) activity
Source: RefSeq, a predicted model, not a curated record